This is a messenger RNA of Lemur catta (Ring-tailed lemur), 2947 nucleotides long. It is a transcript of the gene C23H1orf115, whose product is annotated as chromosome 23 C1orf115 homolog. The record is from RefSeq and is a predicted model, not a curated record. The transcript has 2 exons. The coding region runs from base 70 to 489 and encodes 139 amino acids. Lineage: Eukaryota; Metazoa; Chordata; Mammalia; Primates; Lemuridae.
GGCUGGGGCGGGCGGGGAGCGAAGGUCGGCGUCUUCGCGCUCGGACCUUCGUCGAGGGGCCGCGGCACCAUGACGGUGGGGACCCGGCUGCGAAGGAAGGCGGCGAGCGGCCUCCCGCGCCGCGGGCCCCGAGGGCGAGGGCGGACGGCGGGGGACGAGGAGGCGGCGCCCAUCUUGGAGCCCCCGGAGUGCGGGGACGAGGCGGCGCGGGCGGCCGAGAGCGCGGGGGGCGGGCGGCGCCCGGGGGCCCGCAGCGCACGGAGAGUGCACCUGGCCGUCCUGCCCGAGCCCUACGAGCCGCUGGAGGAGCCCGCCCCGGGCGACAGGCCCAAGAAGAGAUACCGGCAGAAGCUGAAGAAGUACGGCAAGAACGUCGGGAAGGUCAUCACCAAAGGAUGCCGCUACGUGGUCAUCGGCCUGCAGGGAUUCGCCGCGGCCUACGCCGCCCCGUUCGCGGUGGCCACCAGCGUGGUCUCCUUCGUGCGCUGAUGGCCGCUGCCUGGCCCGGCGCCACGGAGUGAUGGAGCCUCGGCCCGGGACGGCGCAAACCCGGGAGCAUCUCACACUUGAACUCACAGCAGACUUGGAGGAGAAAAAAUGUCUUUGUUGAGUCGGAUGAGUGUCACGAAUGAGUCAUCCCUGCCCAUCUGCCGAGCUUUUCCUGUCUCAGACACGUGUGGAUCCCAUGGUCAAGCCCGCAGAGAAUUAGGCCGAGGUUGGGUUUGAGAUUUGAGUUGGUUUGCUAAGGCCUGAGGCUUCGGGUGAAGGUGGCAGGUGCCAGACGGAGGCCAACACUGGACAGACUCAAGCGUGGGGAGCAGAGUGGCGAUGGCGAGGGGGAGAGAGGAUGUUGACCGCAGAGGAUUUGCUGUAUCCUCCUGGGAAGGUCACGGGCAGACGGGUACUCACAGCCCUCGGCUGCCUGUGUUCUGAGGGCAGCUCAGGAGCUGUUUACUUCCCGAGUUGUCCUCCCCCGUCCCCUUCCUCCGCCACUCUGUCACCAGGAGUUUAAUUACAGGCUUGAGAAGAAGGAAGGAAGACAAAACCUCUUUGAAGGCUAUGAUGCUUUGAAAACUGUGUUGAAAGUGUGUCGUGACUGUUUCAAGUAGAUAAAAGCUUGUCAUUUUCCCCCAUCUUUGCACGGUCGUGCAGCUGGCAAGGAGGGGAGGAGGAAGGGCAAGUUCAGAUGCGGGAUGGGUGGCUGGGACAGAUUGGCCGAGGCACGCUCCUGAGGGCUGUGGUGCCUGGUGUGGCCCAGUUUGGCCCAGCCGUGACUUUGGGGCCAGCCAGACUCUCCUGCAAGGGUGCAGCUGGCUUCGGUCGGGACUGCUAGCAGCAUCUGCCCACUCCUGACAGCUGCGUGCUAGCAGGGGCUGAGAGAGAGAGAGAGAGAACGUCUAGGAGUGAAAGUGUGGAUUUAGAGAAGGGACCAGUAAGUAGGAGACAAGUGUGGAGGAAGUGGAAACAAGGCAAGAGGACGCUGGGGGAGAGAGGUGGCAGUACAGGAAGCGGGUCUGGAGCCUCACUGUUGGGGAGCUCUGGUGGGCUAGGCCUGUGCCUCUAGGUGGGGCCAGGGGAGCUGGGUGGCCAGAAGUGGCAUGGCUGGUGCUUAGAACCCCUCUGAGGCCAUGAGCCCACACUGGCCGCCUUUGUAGCUUCCUUUCCUAUGCUGGCUGGUCUGACGUCAUCUCACCUGGACUCAAAGGUUAGCAUGGGCACGGGUCCCAGGCCUGACACCCACCAGGGAUGACCCGUGGACUGCCACUGCACAGGGAGAUGAAGGAAAGGGCAGGUCCCUCAUGCCGUGCCCCUCUGCCAGCCCCACCGCAAGCCACUGUUCUGACUUUAUUUUCAACAUAUCCAGAAGUCCAAAGUGGUUUUUGCUGACCAUCUGCAGGGUCAGCGGCCACACCUGCCUGUCAUCAGGUAGGUGGGAGCGAGGCCACAACACUCAAGCUGCUUUGAUCAAGCCCAACUAGAAGGAGCUGGGAGAUGGAGAACGUAGCAAGCCAGAUAGACAGAGGGACAGAGAAAGGCAUGGGUGGAGGAGAAGGUUGUAGCUGUGAAGCUAGACUUAGCUUUGCUUUCUGAAGCUUCAACUUCAUGUGGAAGAGAAACUGGAACCCAAUUCUUGCAUCAUUAAUAUUUGAGGAGAAUAGAAAACAGGUGAUCUUGUUUUAGCACAAGGGAAGAAAGUUGAUAACGGCACAUGCCCACACGUGUGAGGUAGCUGCAGCUCGCCCCACACGCCAGGGGACAGGGAAAAGCAGAGAGACACAGGUGGGAGAAGCGGCCAAGCACAAUUAGUGGGGAGGAGAGUCUGGCCCCAUGGGGGCUGCCAGUCACAGGAACGAAGACAGGAGGCUUGGAGGACCCCCUCCCCUGUACCUGGGGAUGCUGUAGAGCCCCAGGGAGCUCACAGACUCCUCCUGGGGACAUGGAAGGGGACCCAGGGAAGGGACCAGAGCUGCUGAGGCCUUUUCCUUGCCUGGGAGUCUGUCUAAAAAAGAGCUUCCCCACCCCACCCCCCAAAUUGGAAAAACUGUACAAUCCAGCACAUUUGGCCCUGAAAUUCUUAAAGUCUGGUUAAAUAUUAAGCCAGAAAUGUCCAAAGUCAAAACCCUGCAGGGAUUGUCCUGGGAGUCAGGUUCAUGGGUACCGAAGAUGAACUUCAAACUGUCACUCGCCUGAGUCAUCAUUUCUCCUGUGAGGCUCCUGUGUUUUUUCUCUUUGUUUGUUCCUUGAGCUUAAGAACUUGGAUCCUGUCUCAGUUUACCUUUUUACCUUUUCUUCCUCUUUAACUUUUUUUUUUUUUUUAAAUAUCAGGGCCCGCACCCUACUGAGAAUCGAGUUUUAGAGCUUUCCCAUUAUGCACUUGACCGAGAGGCUUCUUUUGUAUCCUUUCUUGCGCCAUUAUAUAAAUAAAAGCCCCGAUGUAUUUAGUGUU